AUGUCACAAGUAGGUGGAAAAAAAGGAGCUGGAAAAGGUCCUUCUAAGGAUAAAAAUGAAGAUAAUAAGGAAAAAGAUAAAACAGGUAAUAAUAAAGAAACAAAAGAAAAAGAGAAAGAUGAAACUACCAGUAAUCCAGAAGGCGAGGAAGGAACUGCAUCAAAACCACAAAGCGCCGGUGCUAGCAUCAGGGAUGCCGCCCAAAGGAUCCUUGUUCUGUGCCAAAAGGGAGAAUGGGGACCGGUGGAUCAAAUUCUUAAGUCAAUGGAGAAGGCGAUUGCUAAUGCUGGAGAAGAUGCAAAUAAUGUACCUCUGGCAGGAGUUUUGGAUUUGGCUACCGGAAUGACACCUUUAAUGUAUGCAGUAAAAGACAAUCGAACGUCGCUCAUAGAUAGAAUGAUUGAGCUGGGAUCUGAUGUAGGAGCCAGAAAUAAUGACAAUUACAAUGUACUUCACAUAUCUGCAAUGCAUUCCAGGGAAGAUGUUGUCAAACUUCUGCUCGGAAAAAGAGGAGUGGACCCAUAUUCAACUGGAGGGAGUCGAAAUCAAACGGCAGUACAUUUGGUAGCUUCGAGACAGACUGGGACAGCAACUGCCAUUCUUAGGGCUCUUCUCCAAGCUGCUGGAAAAGAUAUCAGAUUAAAAGCAGACGGAAGAGGUAAGAUACCCCUGCUACUCGCGGUAGAAGCAGGAAAUCAGUCUAUGUGCAGAGAGUUAUUAAGUGCACAAACGGCGGAACAAGUUAAAGCACAAUCAGCCAAUGGAGAUACCGCUCUUCAUCUAGCAGUUCGACGAAAAGAUAUCGAUAUGGUGAGGAUUUUAGUGGAUUACGGUACCAGUGUGGAUAUUCGAAAUGGUGAAGGACAAACUCCAUUACAUAUUGCGGCAGCUGAAGGAGAUGAAGUACUGGUAAAAUAUUUUUAUGGAGUUCGAGCUUCAGCAAGUGUUACCGACAAUCAAGAUAGAACACCGAUGCAUUUAGCGGCUGAAAAUGGACACGCGAAUAUAAUAGAACUAUUAGCAGAUAAAUUUAAAGCGAGCAUUCUAGAAAGAACCAAAGACGGCUCUACUCUGAUGCAUAUAGCGUCACUAAAUGGCCAUGCGGAUUGUGCAAUGAUGCUUUUCAAGAAAGGAGUCUACUUACAUAUGCCAAAUAAGGACGGAGCUAGAAGUAUUCAUACUGCCGCAAGAUAUGGUCACGUAGGAAUAAUCAAUACGCUUCUGCAAAAAGGAGAAAAAGUCGACGUAACAACAAAUGAUAAUUAUACUGCCUUACAUAUAGCCGUCGAAUCUUGCAAACCUCUCGUCGUUGAAACAUUACUUGGGUACGGAGCUGACGUACACGUGAGAGGUGGUAAACUUAAAGAAACCGCAUUGCAUAUAGCGGCUAGGGUUAAAGAUGGGGAAAAAUGUGCAUUGAUGUUGCUAAAGUCUGGAGCUGGUCCCAAUUUAGCCACUCAUGAUGGGCAAACACCUGUGCACGUUGCAGCCAAAUAUGGUAACCUAGUAACUUUGUUAUUGUUACUAGAAGACGGUGGCGAUCCACAGUAUAAAAACAAGAAGGGAGAAACUCCAUUACACUUAGCUGCAAGAGGCUGCAAAGCAGAAGUAGUUCAAGCACUAAUAAACUUUAUGAAAGAAAGUAAAGGCGAAGAAAAAGCAGCAGCAUACGUUAACGAAAUAAAUGACAACGACGAAAGCGCUCUUCAUUAUGUUUGUGCUGUAACAACCGAAGAGGUUGAAGUGCCAAAUUCGGACAGAAACGUUGCAAAAAUUUUAUUAGAAAGUGGAGCUGACGUAAAACUUCUUACCAAACAACAUGAAUCCGCUUUUCAUUACGUCGCUUUAGCUGGCAAUAAUGGUGUUUGUAUGGAAAUGAUAUCGCAUAUGACACCCACGGAUUCUCAAAAAGCACUUAAUCGACAAAACGAUCAUGGCUGGACGCCACUUCUUAUAGCAUCGCGGAAAGGCCACAUAGAAUUGGUAAACAAUCUUCUCGCGAACCACGCAAGAGUAGAUGUAUUUGAUUUAGAAGGUCGAUCUGCUUUACAUUUAGCUGCCGAGCAAGGUUAUCUCCAAGUAUGCGACUCCCUUCUCACCCACAAGGCUUUCAUAAAUUCGAAAUCAAGAAACGGAAGAACAGCUCUACAUUUAGCAGCCAUGAAUGGAUACGUCCAUCUCGUAAAGUUUUUGAUAAAAGACCAUAACGCUGUCAUCGAUAUUCUAACGUUAAAGAAACAAACACCACUCCAUUUAGCAGCAGCAGCCGGUCAAAUAGAAGUUUGCAAAUUAUUAUUAGAACUAGGCGCUGACAUCGAUGCUACAGAUGAACAAGGUCAAAAGCCUAUUCACGCAGCCUGCCAAAAUAAUUAUUCCGAAGUUGCCAAAUUAUUUUUACAACAGCAUCCAAGUCUAGUGAUGGCCACUACAAAGGAUGGUAAUACUUGUGCGCAUAUAGCUGCCGCGCAAGGUAGUGUAACUGUAAUAGAAGAGUUGAUGAAAUUCGAUAGACAAGGAGUAAUAUCAGCCAGAAAUAAACUAACUGAUUCCACUCCUUUGCAAAUGGCUGCGGAAGGCGGACACGCCGAAGUGGUUAAAGCUUUAGUCAGAGCUGGCGCUAAUAUAACAGAUGAAAACAAAUCCGGUUUCACCGCUGUACAUCUAGCGGCCGAAUACGGCCACUUACAGGUCCUAGAAGUAUUAAGAUCUUCCAAUAGUUUGAGAAUCAUCAGUAAGAAACUCGGUGUUACUCCACUUCAUGUUGCGGCUUAUUUCGGACAAGCUGAUACAGUUAGAGAACUUUUGACCCACGUACCUGGAACUGUAAAAUCAGAUGCUCCAAACGGAGCUUCACUUGUUCCUGCUCUUGGAAAUGAAUCAGGAAUGACGCCUCUACAUCUAGCAGCUUUUUCGGGCAAUGAAAACGUAGUUAGAUUACUGUUGAAUUCAGCAGGAGUUCAAGUUGAUGCUGCAACACACGAAAAUGGCUACAAUCCGAUGCAUUUAGCAUGCUACGGUGGUCAUGGUACAGUCGUUGGAUUAUUGCUGAGUCGUUCAGCAGAGUUAUUGCAAAGUCAUGAUAAACAUGGAAAAACAGGUCUACAUAUUGCUGCCCAACACGGACAUUUGCAAAUGGUGGAAGUUUUAUUGGGUCAAGGUGCUGAAAUUAACUCGCAGGACCGAAACGGAUGGACUCCUUUACAUUACGCAGCUAGAGCAGGUCACGUUGAUGUAGUAAAAUUAUUAGUAGAAUCAGGAGCUUCACCGAAAGCGGAAACUAAUCUUGGAGCUGUUCCAAUUUGGUUUGCCGCUUCCGAGGGGCAUCACGCUGUCUUGGAAUAUUUAAUGACCAAGGAACACGAUACAUAUGCCUUGAUGGAAGAUAGACGAUUUGUGUACAACCUUAUGGUCUGUUCGAAAAAUCACAACAACAAACCAAUAGAAGAAUUCAUCUUAGUAUCACCUGCACCCGUGGAUACCGCAGCAAAACUGUCAAAUAUACUAAUCGUUCUAUCAAACAAAGAAAAAGAGAGAGCGAAGGAUCUAAUAGCAGCAGGAAAAUAUUGCGAAGCUAUGGCAACUGAACUUCUAGCUCUAGCGGCUGGUGCGGACUCAGCUGGAAAGAUUUUGACUGCGACUGAUAGGAGAAACGUAGAAUUUUUAGAUGUAUUAAUAGAAAACGAACAGAAGGAAGUUAUUGCACAUACUGUAGUGCAACGUUAUCUCCAGGAAUUGUGGAGAGGAGCCCUCAACUGGACGGCGUGGCGGACGUUGUUGUUGUUCGUGUUUUUCAUAAUAUGUCCCCCAGUGUGGAUAGCAUUCACUCUUCCGUUAGGUCAUAAAUAUUAUAAAGUUCCGAUAAUUAAGUUCAUGUCGUAUUUAACUUCACACGUCUACCUCAUGACGUUUUUAUUAAUAGUUGCCAUAACUCCUCCUUAUCCUGUAUUAAGGAGAAGUUUGUUGCCUUAUUCGUACGAAUGGAUAUUAUUGGUUUGGUUAAGCGGACUUUUACUAUUCGAGUUAACCAAUCCUAGUGAUAAAUCGGGCUUAGGUUGGAUCAAAAUAUCCGUACUGUUGUUUAGUAUAUUCGGCGUGGGUGUACAUUUGUUGGCAUUUUUGCUAAACGAUAAAGUUAUAUGGCCUACUUUAUUGUACUGUAGAAAUCAACUGUUCGCUUUGAGUUUUGUAUUAGCUUGUGUUCAAAUUUUAGAUUUUUUAUCGUUUCACCAUUUGUUCGGGCCGUGGGCUAUCAUUAUUGGUAAUUUAAUGAAAGAUUUAGCUAGAUUUUUGGCCGUUUUGGCUAUUUUCGUAUUUGGAUUUUCGAUGCAAUUUGUCGCAUUAAAUCAACCGUUUGCAAAUUUAACCCCUACUGAAUUGAUACGACUCAACAGACAAGGCGUUUUGAAACCAGGAUAUUUUCUAGACGACCGAGAUUCCCUCUCGAGUGACAUUGAAUGGAUAGAGGAAUUGAGUUACAACCAGCCGAUACCAAGAGCCAAUCUUCGUAAAAAACGACAACGGGUAACCGGCAUGAUAAUGAGUCCAAUAUUGGCGUUCGAGCUGUUAUUUUUCGCCGUCUUUGGCCAAACGACGUACGACGAACUGACAGUGAAACACAGAGAUCCGAAAAUACCCCCGUUUCGACCCUUAUGGACGGACAACCUCUUCAAAGUGGUAUUUGGCAUCUACAUGUUGGUUUCGGUGGUUGUGCUCAUUAACCUUCUAAUUGCAAUGAUGUCGGACACGUACCAGCGCAUACAGGCUCAAUCUGAUAUUGAAUGGAAAUUUGGACUGAGUAAAUUAAUACGUUCGAUGCAUAGAACGACAACAGCACCAUCGCCCAUCAACCUAAUAACAACAUGGUUAUUCUAUCUAGUUGACAUUUGCAAAAAAAGAGAUUUUCUUCCAGUGAAGGCCCGAAAACGCCAAAGUUUGGUUCAUCUGAUGGGGACUUUCCAAAAAUCAACCCAGCUGAGUCCUCGUUCUAAAGCUGGAGCGAAAUGGCUUUCCAAAGUUAAAAAGGGUCGUCAAAUUGCUCCAAAAGAAUCCGUCGCACUAUCAGUGGCUCAUCUGAGUCCUUUGGGCUCUCAACUGAGUUUCUCUAUGCAAACAACUAGAAUCGAACACGUUACAGAUUGGGAAGCUAUAGCUAAAAAAUAUAGAGCGCUAAUGGGUGAAGUGGACGAGACGAAAGAUAAGACUAAUGACAGCGAAGAGGAAGGAACUGAAGAAGAAGUUCUUACGGCAAAUGCUAUACCAGUACAAAAUUCAUUUGGGUAAACUGUUGUUAACAUUAAUAUACCAUGUGAUAGUUUGACUAUUGGAAUUAAAAAUUAAAUAGUAUAAUUCACGUUUAAUUUUCGUCACAUGGUAUAUUAAUGCUACCAACAAAAAAAGACACUUUCGAUUCAAUCAAUAAUAUAACAAAUAUUUUAUAUAUUCAACUAGAAGUAGAAAUUUAUACAUCUUCUAAA
Messenger RNA from Diorhabda sublineata, 5474 nucleotides. It is a transcript of the gene nompC, whose product is annotated as serine/threonine-protein phosphatase 6 regulatory ankyrin repeat subunit A. Bases 1 to 5280 code for a protein of 1759 amino acids. The transcript is spliced from 22 exons. NCBI's taxonomy places the organism in Eukaryota, Metazoa, Arthropoda, Insecta, Coleoptera, Chrysomelidae. Gene Ontology annotation, cellular component: membrane; glycosylphosphatidylinositol-N-acetylglucosaminyltransferase (GPI-GnT) complex. Gene Ontology annotation, biological process: GPI anchor biosynthetic process; calcium ion transmembrane transport. The record is from RefSeq and is a predicted model, not a curated record. Gene Ontology annotation, molecular function: protein binding; calcium channel activity.